AGUUCCCAUCAGCUCCUCGUCAGUGUUUGUUUGUUUGUUUGUUUGUUUGUUUGUUUGUUUGGCCGAACUUUAGUGGACCAUCAGCGGACUCCUCUGUGACAUCUGACCUGAACGCCUGUGUGCUGCUGUCUGCACAGGAAGGCUCAUGCAUUUGUUUUUAAGGAACCACUGCCUCCCUGAUGGAUCUCCAAAUUUGUCUCAGAAAUGCACUGAAGAACAAAUAUCAGGAACUUAAUGAGGCACACUUGUCAAACUCGUUACUUCCUUCAAGACUUUGCUUUCGGCCGCUCAACGCCUCAGUUUUGCAACAACAUGAAUUUAGAUUUGUUGACAAGUCCAACCUUGACACGUUGCUUUCUUUUCCACCUGCCCAAGUCGCACGUAUUUUAUUGUGUGACUGCAAACAUGACAGCAGCAAAAGAACAGUCAUCACUUUGGGAGUAUGUGGAGUUGGAAAAAGCACAACGGUGCAGAGAUGUGCUCUUGAGUGGGCCGAGGAGAACUGGUACCAUGGCAUCCGACUCCUGUUUCCUCUCACAUUCUGGGAGUUAAAUGUGCUAAAACACAAACUUAGCCUAAUUGAACUACUCCAGACAUUUUAUCCAGAUUUAAAAGAGCUUGAUGUUUCCACAUUAAAUAACAACAACGUGUGGUUUAUCCUUGACGGACUGGAUGAAUAUCAUCUCCCGCUAAACUUCAGCUGUCGAAGAGUGAAUGACAUUUUGGAGAUUUCCAAAGUGGAUAUUCUAGUGACCAAUCUGAUCAGAGGAAAUUUGCUUCCUAAGGCUCAUAUAUGGAUAACAACCCGUCAUGCAGCGGCAACGCAAAUCCCUGAGUCCUUUUUGCUUAAAGUGACCGAGGUUCUAGGGUUUAGUGAUGAACAGAAGGAGCAGCACUUCAGGGAGGUUAUCGGCAAUGUAGAUCUCGCCAACAAGGCCAUCGACCAUGUGAAAGUAUCAAGGAGUCUGGACUUCCUUUGUCAGAUACCUCCAAUUUGCAGCAUCAUGGCAAAUGUUUUGAAGAAACAUGUAGAAACUGUUGAUAAGUUUAAAUUCAGUCCUUUGAAUCUAACCCAGAUAUACACAAAUCUGGUCCAAACAUCAAACCCGGUCAUUGUUUCCAAGCUGGGAAUGCUGGCAUUGCAUCGGAUGGACCAGAAUAAUGUAAUAUAUGAGCAUGAUCUUAAAGAGGGCAAUGUAAGUCCUGAGGAAGCAUCGGCCUUCUCCAAAGAGUGUCCACUUGUGUUAAGAGAAGAGAAGGGGCUGCGUAACACCACAGUGUUUCGCUUUGGUCAGUCGAGCAUUCAGGAGUUCUUGGCUGCAUCCGCUGAAAUAGAUAACAUGGAAGCGAAUCCGCUCCGGUCUGGUCGUUGUCAGUAUCUGGUGGAGCAGGCGCUACAGAACCCUGAAGGAAAGAUGGAUGUCUUCCUUCGCUUCAUCUUUGGCCUCAUUAAGGAACGCCGUGUGUUGGAGUCCAGUAAUCAGCUCUUUGCCUACACCAAGAGGAUGCUUCUGGAGAACAUUAUGUCAGACAGCGCCGUUGGUCUGUUCCACUGUCUGAGGGAGUACGACAGCCAGGUGUUACUGAGUGAAGUCAAGAAGUUUCAGAAGUUGAACAUCAGUCCAGUCAGUGAAGUCACAAAUAUGCAGUGGAGUUUCAUAAGCCAAAGGACCAGAGCUUUUGAAGGGAUGAGAGAUAGUUUUGAGAUGGAAGUAUCCACGAGAUGUGAUGAAAGACUCCUCAGGCAGCUACCGGCUCUUCUGAAAUCCAGGAAAGCCAAGCUGCGAUUCUCUAACCUGACGGAUAAGUGCUGUCCGGCCUUAGCAGCCAUCCUAAGCACAGAAGGGGCGUACCUGAGAGAACUGGACCUGGGGUACAACAGCAUCAGCGACGAUGGAGUCAGUCAACUCACAGAGGGGCUGGGCCAUGAACACUGCAGACUGAAAACGCUCAGGUUGCAAGGCUGCGGAGUGACAGCUCAGGCCUGCAUGUACCUGGGCACAGUGCUGGGAUAUUUCUGGAGACUUUGUGAGUUGGACCUCAGCAGGAACGACAUAGGAAACGAUGGACUGCAACAUCUUGCAGAUGGUUUGAGCUCUUCUAAGUGCUGCUUAAAAACACUGAAACUAUCACAGUGCAGCAUUGAGCAAAAGGGCAGCUCGUAUCUGGCCUCGGCUCUAGAGAAGAACCCAGCGUACCUGAAGGUGUUGGACCUGAGCAUCAACAUGGUCGGAGACGAGGGGGCCAACGAGCUCUUCGGAAAACUAGAUAUAUCGAAGAUGAAAAAGCUGGAGAUGUACCACUGCGGCCUCACAGCGUCAAGCUGCGUAAGUAUCGGGGAAGCUCUGAAGAUUGAAACCAGCACUCUGCUUGAACUCAAUUUGAGCAACAACAGUUUGGAAGAUCAAGGCUUUGAACGCCUCUGCGAAGGAAUGUACGCCUGGUGUCGUCUGGAGAAACUGAACAUUUCAAGAUGUGGAAUCACCGGCGCAGGUUGCAUUUAUUUGGCCAGUGUCCUGUGUUCAGUCUCACAGCUCUACAGUGGGUGGACGAAGAAAACUGACUGGCAGGCGGUGGAGCUGAGAGAGCUCGACCUCAGCAUGAACUCCAUCGGUGACAAGGGAGUCCGAGAUAUUUCAGACGGACUGAAGAAUCCGUUCAGCCAUCUGAGAACUCUCAACCUAAGUGACUGCAGCUUGACAGAUGACUGCUGUGCAGAGCUCGCAUCGGGAUUUUCAUCAGAGGAGAGCAUCAUCGGCGAACUGGACCUGUCUGACAAUGACCUUCAAGACAAGGGGGUGAAGAAACUCUGCAUGGGACUGAGAAGCCCUCGGUGUAGUCUGGAGAAGUUAUCACUGAGGAACUGUGGCCUGACCUCAGUGUGCAUUAGGUUCCUGACCUCAGCCCUGAAGACAAACCCCCGUCUGACAGAGCUGCAUCUGAUGGGCAACAAUCUGGAAGACUCUGCAAUCAGAGGGCUGAUGGCACUUACAAAGAACCAGAAAUACCCCUUGCAAACAAUAGAUGUCUCAGCAGAUUGAGAGAAUGGGAAGAAAGCAGACACAAGGCCAUGAGCUGCCCAAGCUGGUUCACAUUCCCAACACGCAUUCCUGGAUAUUUAAUGUGUUUUAGAGCUUUAAUACCAAGUUUUUCUGUUCAGAUUGUUUUCAUAUGUGGGUGUACCCAAAAAAGAAAUGUUAUAUUUUUAUUAUUUCUAUUUUUUUAUUACUAUUUUGUAUGAUGUGUUCAUUAUAUGCAGUGCAGUAGUUCUAGACUGCACGUUUUGUUUGCAGACCUUGGAAAUAAGAAAUGAGAAAAUAAAGGGGAAAGUGAUAGAUGUAUUGAUAAGAUAUGCACGGGCAGUAUUCCUUUAUGAACUCGAUGCAUUAACUGAAAUAAGAUGUUAUGCCUGUGACCACAAAAUAAACUUUUGAACAUGGUGGUGAGCAUAGACAUAUAUACAUAGACGCUGCAUUGAGCGGGUUGGUCGUUGGUCGCGAUACGUCAACGGGUCCGCCAUAUUGGAUAGGGCAGAUCUGCC
Messenger RNA from Larimichthys crocea (large yellow croaker), 3541 nucleotides. RefSeq names its product NACHT, LRR and PYD domains-containing protein 14. The record is from RefSeq and is a predicted model, not a curated record. The transcript has 9 exons. NCBI's taxonomy places the organism in Eukaryota, Metazoa, Chordata, Actinopteri, Sciaenidae. Bases 180 to 3041 code for a protein of 953 amino acids. Gene Ontology annotation, molecular function: protein binding.